Molecule: messenger RNA, 1893 nt
Organism: Zea mays
Lineage: Eukaryota; Viridiplantae; Streptophyta; Magnoliopsida; Poales; Poaceae
Product: U-box domain-containing protein 39
Exons: 1
Coding region: 57-1583 (508 amino acids)
Biological process (GO): protein ubiquitination
Molecular function (GO): ubiquitin-protein transferase activity; protein binding
Source: RefSeq, a predicted model, not a curated record
GCCACGCACCAGCAGCAGAGACCGCGGAGACGCUCUCUCGCCAUCGCCAGUCGCCCAUGGCCACGGGCACCGGCCGUCCGUGGUGGGCGCCGGCGCCGCCCGCGGCGGCUCGCUCCGCCCCGCUGUUCCCCUCCCCGCCGUCGUCGUUCACGGCCGACCCGCCGGCGGAGUUCCUCUGCCCGAUCUCCGGCACGCUGAUGGCGGACCCCGUCGUCGCGCCGCCGGGCCAGACCUUCGAGCGCGCCUGCAUCCAGGCCUGCGCCGCGCUCGCCUUCUCCCCGCCCACUGUCGCCGUUGACCUCUCUGAGUCCCACUCCUGCUCCUCCGCCCCGCUCGUGCUCAUCCCCAACGUUGCGCUCCGCAACGCCAUCCUCAACUGGUGCGACCGCCUCGCCCUGCCACACCCGUCACCGAUGUCGCCGGACACCGCCCACGACAUCGUGCGCCGCCUCAUGCCGCAGGACCGGCAGCGGAGCUCGCUGGCGCAGCGCCCGCAGCCGCAGGUGCAGCAGCAGCCGAGCUCCAGGCAGCGGGGCGACGCUCUGGAGGAGGAGAUCAUGGCCGCGCUCGGCACGGAGGGCGCCACCCCCGCGGAGCAGGCGUCCGCGAUGGCCUUGCUGCGGCAGGCCACGCGGGAGAACCGGGAGGUACGGAGGCAGCUCUGCACGCCGCGCCUCCUCGCCGCGCUGCGCCCCAUGCUGCUGUCGGCCGACGCCGACGUCCAGGUCAACGCGGCCGCAGCGGUGGUCAACCUGUCGCUGGAGCCCGAGAACAAGGUGCGGAUCGUGCGGUCCGGCGCGGUGUCGCCGCUCGUGGACGUGCUCCGCGGCGGCCACACGGAGGCGCGCGACCACGCCGCGGGCGCCAUGUACAGCCUCGCCGUGGAAGACGAGAACCGCGCCGCCAUCGGCGUGCUCGGCGCCAUCCCGCCGCUGCUGGACCUGUUCGCGGGCGCCGCCGCCCACCGCGCGCGGCGCGAGGCCGGGAUGGCGCUCUACCACAUCUCCCUCUCCGGGAUGAACCGCCCCAAGAUCGCGCGCGCGCCGGGCGCUGUCCGGACGCUGCUGGCAGUGGCAGCCGCGGAGGCGCGGCGGGACCGCGCGAGCGACGCCGACGCCGCCGCGCUCCGGAGGCUGGCCGCCAUGAUCCUGGCCAACCUCGCGGGCUGCCCCGACGGGCGCGCCGCGCUGAUGGACGGCGGCGCGGUGGCCGCGGUCGUCAGGCUGAUGCGCUGCGGCUCCGCGGCUCCCGGGAGCACGGAGGAGGAAUACUGCAUAUCCACGCUGUACGGGAUGAGCCGGGGCAGCAUGAGGUUCCGCGGGCUCGCGCGCGCCGCGGGGGUCGAGGCCGCGCUGCAGCCGGUGGCCGAGGGCGGCGGCGGCGUGCGGCGAGACCUGGCGCGGCGCACGCUGCGGGCUAUGCGCGGCGAGGAUGACGAGGCGCCGGCCAUGGACAGCGGGCUACUCGGACGGCAGUGGGACGACGGCAGCGUCGUGUCGGAGGGGCUCGUGUCCAUCCGGCGGCCGCCGCCGCACCGUAGCAAUCACGCCGGGCCGUCCGGGUCAAACACAACCCAGUUCUGAAAAGAAUAGCAAAGUCAAAGUCUUCGUUUUCUGUACGCUGUUCUGCCGUCUCGGUUCAAGUCUUGAACUGUACAAUACCAGAAAAAUACUGCAAGGUACUUCUUGUCUUGUAUAAACUGUAAAGUUGAUUCUUUUGUUUCAAUUGAAAUGGAACUUUAUUGGAUUUGUGCAAGGCUUUUUGGCUGAAUUUCUGAAACUGUAAUUGAGAUCAGGGAAAGGGAAGGGUGCUGGGUCUGUAAUAUUAUUGAUAUCAAGUUGACCAUAUGCAAAUUUAACCCUUAUUUGGAACACGAGAAUUUUUUUGAUUCAA